Pseudozyma flocculosa PF-1 is the source of this 1029-nucleotide messenger RNA. RefSeq lists its product as uncharacterized. The coding region runs from base 1 to 1029 and encodes 342 amino acids. The record is from RefSeq and is a predicted model, not a curated record. Lineage: Eukaryota; Fungi; Basidiomycota; Ustilaginomycetes; Ustilaginales; Ustilaginaceae. The transcript has a single exon.
AUGAACACCGUCAAGAAGGUCCUCUCCGGCUCGUCGUCGCGCUCGAGCUCCGACAACAGCCUCGACGAGCGCCGCCACAGCAACUCGACUGCGGCCACCUCCCAGCACGGUUCGCCCAAGGACAAGAGGUCGACCAUGGAGAAGAUCGAGGACAAGCUCGAGGGCAACAAGACCCACCACCACGGCACCACCGCCGCCGCCGGCACCACGGCCGCUGCUGGCACCGCCGCCGCCGCCGGCACCCACCGCGACCACACCUCGUCCACGACCAGCCCCGUCGUGCCCGGCGUCGGCCGUAGCGCCGACGUGCACACCAAGGAUGGCAUGAUGCGCCACACGCACGGCCACGAGUUCAAGAACGAGCACCUCGACCUGAGCCGCGGCGACGUCGACCAGGACGUGCAGCACCUGGCGCACGUCACCAAGGAGCGCCACCAGCGCCACGAGGUCGAGGAGGUGGAGCGCGAGAAGGAGCACCACAAGCACGUCCACCACAUCCAGCACCACACGCAGCCGGUCUACGACUCGGAGCACGCGGCCGAGCAGGUCCACCAGAAGGUGGUGCCGCGCACCCACAUUGCCGAGACGCACGCCUCGACCGACAAGGACGCCGCGCUGCUCACGUCGGUGGCGGGCAAGCACAAGGACGAGUACCGCGACCUGGGCACCGACCGCACCGUCGUCGACAAGGGCGAGCGCGUCAAGGAGCAGAUCCACCACCACAUCCACAACGUCGUCCAGCCCAUUGUCGAGAAGGACAGCCACGAGUACCACCGCAUCAAGACCGUCAUCCCCUCGACGGUCGUCACCCACGAGGCUCCCAUCGUCCACGAGAGCACCGCCCACAAGCCCAUCAGCAAGGCCGACUUCCUCGCCGGCGGCGGCAAGCUCGGCGCCACCACCACCUCGGUCCACGACGCCGGCCUGCUCAACACGGGCAAGUGCGAGCGCACCGUCACGGGCGUCGCCGAGCAGCUCGAGAAGGAGCUCGGCCUCGGCCGCAGCUCGCCCCGCCCCCAGGCCGUCUAA